Molecule: messenger RNA, 1668 nt
Organism: Geosmithia morbida
Lineage: Eukaryota; Fungi; Ascomycota; Sordariomycetes; Hypocreales; Bionectriaceae
Product: [histone H3]-trimethyl-L-lysine4 demethylase
Exons: 1
Coding region: 1-1668 (555 amino acids)
Biological process (GO): chromatin remodeling
Cellular component (GO): nucleus
Molecular function (GO): histone H3K36 demethylase activity; histone H3K9 demethylase activity
Source: RefSeq, a predicted model, not a curated record
AUGGCCGACGACGGCAUGGCCAGCGGCGGAGCGUUUGCGGGCGAGGUGGCUCGCCAGCGAGAUAUCGGCCAAGCGGGGACGAUUCGCAACGUUGCGCACCGUCAAGAGGAUCCGCAGCAGAGGGUGGGGGGGACGGCCGGUCUGGGCAGCCCCGACCCCGCGCCUCCGGAGACGGCCGCCGAGCCGUCGGCCGGCGAUCAGAACCCCGUCGUCGCAGCGGGUUCAGAUGGCCCCCUAGACAGCCGGAUCACAGGCGACGAGCCGACCGCUCUCGGGGCAGGGACCUGCGCGCCGCCCGCGACUGCGGAGGAGGCUUGCCGCGCGGACAGGACGCACGACAGCACCGCACCCGAGGCAGAGCCGUCGCCGUCCGGUCCCGAGGAGUCCGCCACUCCGUCGCAGCCUCCGGCGUCGGCUCAGGGCGGAGACGGCAACGAGGCCCCCGCCUCCGCGGGCGGCCUAGAAUACGAACGCGACGAUAGCAGCAGCGGCAUCCUGCGGCUCAAGCCGACGCUGUCGCAGUGGGAAGACUUCCCGGCCGUGCUGCGGACGGCGCGAGGCCUGGGCGCCGAAGAGGACGGGUGCUUCAAGGUCGUCCUCCCGCCGGGCCUCCUGGGCCCUCUCCCGCCGAAGACUGCGCAGACGGUGGCGGCCAACGCGUUCCGGACACGGCUGAUGGAGCGCACGCGCAUAUGGCAGGUCAGCACCGUGCCCACGCAGGCACGGUUCCCGGCACGUCCGGCAGAGGGGGAGGGAGGUGACGGUGCGCAUCCCGAGUUCGAAGGCGACACGGACUCUGCCUUCGCCAGGCUGCGCACCCUCUUCAACAAGAGCAAGAACAAGCAGGUGCGCGAGGUGCGGUACCGCGUCGACGUGCCGGCCUGGAGCGCCGAGCAGCGGCUGACGGCGGGCGUCCCGGCCCGGAGCCCGAUCCACCCGCUCCGGGGGGACAGGCUGGACCGGACGCGCGCCGUGAUACCGGGGAUCCACACCCCCUACGUGUACGAGUCCGGGGCCGCCUUCGGCGCGCCCUUCCAGCUGCACGCCGAGGACUUCCGCCUCUCGUCCCUCAACCACCUGUACCGCGGGCGCAAGGUGUGGGUGGUGGUGCCGCCGUCGGCCGUCGAGCACGCAGAGGAGCGGCUGGGCCGGCGCUCCGGCUGCUCCCAGUUCAUGCGCCACCGCGCGCACUUCCUCUUCCCCACCAAGCUCGACCGCCUGGCCAUCCCGUACCGCGUCGUCGACCAGCGCGCGGGCGAGACCGUCGUCGUCCUCCCCGACGCGUACCACCAGGGCUUCAGCACCGGGUACACCCUUGCCGAGGCCAAGAACUACGCCGAGCCGGGCUGGGAGCCCGGCGCCCUGUCGUACACGCCGUGCGACCCGUCGUCGUGCGACCUGCCGAGCGCCAUCCCGGCGGCUCUCAUGGACCUGCUCGGCGAGGAGGAAGGGGAGGCCGACCGUCUCGAUCUGUGUGCCUUGCAGGACCAGCAAGACAGGUCGAGGUGUGGACAGGGGGAGGAGGAGCGGGAUCGGGAGCGGGAGCGGGACCUCGAUACAGUCUUUCGGAAGAAACCGAGGGGACUCGAUGAAGGGGAAGGAGGAGAGGCGGAGUCCGAGAUGGACUCCAGAAAGAGACCGAGGUUGAUGUCCAUGGCGUCUGUCUGA